Messenger RNA from Symbiodinium necroappetens, 1553 nucleotides. The record is from the annotation of a GenBank genome assembly. Lineage: Eukaryota; Dinophyceae; Suessiales; Symbiodiniaceae.
GUGCUAUCCCGUGACGAGAUAGAUCCGGAGACUCUCGUUCCACAGUGGGAUAGCAAAGGCACUGUGGUCCUCAAGAAGGCUACCUCCAAAGAGGAGAUGCCGGCUAAUCCGGAGCAGUUGCGGCUACGGCUUGCGGUGAUGCACAAUGCUCUCCUUAUGAUAAGGCUACAUCACCCUAGCCGGAUAGAGCUCAAGGUUACGACCCAGCAGCUAUUCGAGAAGCGCAAAGAUUGUGUUCGCGGAGAUUACUGCUACGGGCUAACAUCCCACGAGGCCGCAGCCCUGGAGACCGGAUAUUCCCCAUCGCCAGAUAGCCAGGAUAGCAAGCUUUCUUUCAAGGGGCGAGACGGCAAGGGCCAGAAGGGAGACGUUCGGCGAACCGCUUGCUACAGAUUUGCCGCUAAGAACGGCUGCAAGAAAGGGGCUAAAUGCCACUUCAAGCAUGUCUGCACGAAGUGCCUGGGAGAUCACUCGGCUACCAAGUGCACCCAGAAGGAGCUCGGCUACGGGCUCUCCGUCUUUUUGCCGGCAAGGGUAGCAAAACUCAAGAGGCUAGCCGCAACCUUCAUGAAGGAGAUCCAGGAUAUGCCAGAGAUAUCUGGGUUGAUCCAGGAAGGCUAUUUCGACAUGAUUUUCCUGUCGCCUUGCGCUACCUUCUCCCGCGCGGCGUGGGCGAACUUUUCUAGUCCACGAGGGAAAGCGAAGUUCAUGGCUUUCGAACGCCCGCAAGACCUCGGGGCGAUGCCAGCCGGGCCAUACCGUGGAUAUCGACCGGUUAGUUACUAUGUGGCAGUGGCCGGACCACCAAAACUAGUGGACCUUCGGUCCGUCGAGCUCCACGUGGAUAACCUGGGGGCUAGCACGAUGAAGCCGACGCGUAUCAAUGGCUGCUAUCUGGGGCCGCUGCCACCAACGCAGCCUACGGCUAGGCCAGUUUCACAAGCCCUGGCUAGACCAGUGGCCGACGCUUGGCCAUCGAAGCUCUGCGAGUGGCUAGCACAGCUCGCGCUGGCUGGUGGCGCUGCUGCUGCUGCGACAGUCUCUUCGGAUAAGGGAGGGGUGGUGCAACCGAAACCCUCCCUGGGCUAUGUGAUCAACUCGAGGGCGAGAGAGUGCGAGAGGGAACGGGACCACCGAGCAAGUGCUACCAGCUUGAUGGGGCGAAGGACAUCCGUGAUGGCGUCAGGCCAUGCUCCCCAGGCCGCUGGCCGAGAUCCAGGCGAGGAUAUGCAGACGAUCCUUCCCGGGAAAUGGCUAAGAGAAAAGCUUCGCGAUAAUAUAUUGGCUAACGUGGACUCUGAGGAAGAGCUAGAACAAGAAGCUUUCCGCAUGGCGAAGGACGGCGAGAAGGGCUGGAACCUGGUGAGAGAUGGCGCUCUGCAGGAGGACAUCCUUGAGCUACCGAAGACGUGGAUAGAAGGACAGGAUAAGAGCGAAGCGGGGAUGCUGGAGAUACCUCCGCGCAAGCCGCUACGACUGCUGGCCCCGGAUAGAGAGUUUCUUCGGCGAGCGGAGGACGGGCUAUUUCUGGGGAUACUGGAGGGGCUACCGAG